AUGGCCGACUCCGAUUACGAGGGACAAAUGGCCAUCCGUGAGAGGGCAGAGAUGCCGCAAAUGCGGACAGUUCAGCAGCAGGAGAAGAUGACGAACGCCAUGAAGCAGUACAAGCGCGAGACCGGCCAGCAGUCGGCGCGGUCGCGGUCGGCAUCGCGGCGGGCCCGCCGGCAGCGCAUCCAGAAGGCCAUGGACGAGGGCAAGUACAUGAAGACGAACAGCCUGGAGGCGCUGGAGGAGGCCGACGCCAACGGCGAGCUGCAGGAAAUGCAGAUGUUCGAGCGCAUAGGCCCCGACAGCACUUCCAUGGACGGCCCCGUCACCAGGGCUCGCGCCAUGCGCGGCGAGAUCCCCAUGCGUGGCACCAACCCCAACCAGCCUUAUCGCAUGCCGCCCCAGGAGAAGAAGGGCUCUGCCCUCGACGACACCGACGGCCUGAAGCUGAAGCUCGAGGCCAACCUCGACGUCGAGAUCGAGCUCAAGGCUAGCAUCCGUGGCGACCUCACGCUGUCUCUGUUGUAA
Messenger RNA from Lasiodiplodia theobromae, 522 nucleotides. RefSeq names its product Integral membrane protein. Lineage: Eukaryota; Fungi; Ascomycota; Dothideomycetes; Botryosphaeriales; Botryosphaeriaceae. The transcript has a single exon. The record is from RefSeq and is a predicted model, not a curated record. Bases 1 to 522 code for a protein of 173 amino acids.